Callorhinchus milii (elephant shark) is the source of this 977-nucleotide messenger RNA. RefSeq names its product granzyme A-like. The record is from RefSeq and is marked provisional. Gene Ontology annotation, molecular function: serine-type endopeptidase activity. Lineage: Eukaryota; Metazoa; Chordata; Chondrichthyes; Chimaeriformes; Callorhinchidae. Gene Ontology annotation, biological process: proteolysis.
UUAUGAUGAAAAUGUUGGUGCAGAUUGUGUUUGCUUCUCUCAUGGUUAUCUCUUUUCUAACACCAGGCUAUCACGGUGUGGAGAUAAUUGGUGGCAAUGAUGUUAAACCUCAUUCAAGAUGUUACAUGGCAUCCAUUCAGAUUUUCAACAAUCGGAAAAAAGCUUAUGCCCAUCAAUGUGGAGGAACUUUGAUCGAUCGCAACUGGGUCCUGACGGCAGCACACUGCAAUCUAGAAUUUGGUAAGAAUAAAAUCCAGGUGGUUGUUGGAGCACAUUCAUUGAAAAUAAAUGAAACAACCAAACAAAUACUUGCAGUUCAGGACAAAUUCCCCUAUCCGUGUUUCGACAAAUCAACUGGAGAAAAUGAUAUCAUGCUACUAAAGCUGGGACAGGGAGCAAAGCUGAACAAGUAUGUAACUUUGCUCAAGCUUCCUAAUGGUAAGGAUGUGAAAAGUGGAACUUCCUGCACGGUGGCAGGAUGGGGAAUAACAAGUGCGCAGUCUAAAGACCCAUCUGACACCCUUAAGGAAGUAAAGAUAACUGUAAUAGACCGCAGUGUGUGCAACCGAAAGGAUUAUUACAACCUGAAACCUGUAAUAACAACAAACAUGAUCUGUGCUGGUGACAAGAAAGGGAAAAGCGAUUCAUGUGUGGGAGAUUCCGGUGGACCUUUAAUAUGCAAGAAAAAGUUCAGCGGGAUUGUGUCGUUCGGUUUUAAAUGUGCAGAUCCGAAAAAACCUGGCAUUUACACUCGUAUAACAGAGGACUACCUUAAGUGGAUAAAGAAAACAGUUGCUGGUGUGGAAACCUACAAUACAGAGCCUGAAAUAUUGUACUGAAUGCUUGUCACAGGGCCACUGUCUCUGUCCUGAAAUUGCUGACCAAGUAGCUUGGCUCAGACUGCACGCUUCCAACCAUAUCCCAAGUAUACUGCUUAAUCAUUAUAAAAUGAAAAUAAAAGCUUAUAACUUUCUUUU